GUUAGCUUCCCCUGAUAAACUAAUUGUCCCACAUUGUCACUGUCAGAAGACAGAUCUAUUGAUGGGUCUGGUGCCCCAGCUGACGGUCAUUCUCUUCUGCCUCCUAGCAUGUGCCAGCGCCGUGGUCCGUGGGUGCAACCACCACACCUUGCAAGAAAUCAUCCAGCACCUCAACACACUCUCCAGGGAGAAGAGUCCCUGUGCCGAGCUGCUGGUCACGGACGUCUUUGCUGAUCCCCAGGGUCCAGCCAGUGGGGACCUGUGCACAGCCGCGACGGUGCUGCACCAUACAGCCUACCUCCGGGGGCCACAGUCCUGCCCAAACAGAGAGGGAGACCCGCUCUACCCCAGCGUCCUGAGACAAGUGUUCAGGAACCUCAGGAGCAUGGCUCAGUCGAACUGUCCAGUGAGUGAACUCCGGCAGACGACACUGAAAGACUUCUUGGAAAAUCUAAAAAGGAUCAUGCAGAAGAGAUAUUCAAAGUGUAGACGCUAA
Cavia porcellus (domestic guinea pig) is the source of this 496-nucleotide messenger RNA. It is a transcript of the gene Il4, whose product is annotated as interleukin 4. Lineage: Eukaryota; Metazoa; Chordata; Mammalia; Rodentia; Caviidae. The record is from RefSeq and is marked provisional. Gene Ontology annotation, molecular function: interleukin-4 receptor binding; growth factor activity; cytokine activity. Gene Ontology annotation, cellular component: extracellular region. Gene Ontology annotation, biological process: positive regulation of mast cell degranulation; negative regulation of chronic inflammatory response; negative regulation of complement-dependent cytotoxicity.